Arachis stenosperma is the source of this 4169-nucleotide messenger RNA. RefSeq names its product mediator of RNA polymerase II transcription subunit 33A-like. NCBI's taxonomy places the organism in Eukaryota, Viridiplantae, Streptophyta, Magnoliopsida, Fabales, Fabaceae. The record is from RefSeq and is a predicted model, not a curated record. Gene Ontology annotation, biological process: regulation of phenylpropanoid metabolic process. Gene Ontology annotation, cellular component: mediator complex. Bases 35 to 4030 code for a protein of 1331 amino acids. The transcript has 12 exons.
CACUUGAACUGCGGUAAGCUGCUAACUGCGAAGCAUGGAGGUUUCCGGCGGCGGAGGAGGAAGGUGCAGCAGCAGCCCUACGUGGAACGGGGUGGUUGAGCUGACGAAGGCGGCGCAGGAGAAAGGAAGUGACCCUCUGGUUUGGGCGAUUCAGAUGUACUCGAACUUGAACUCCGCCGGAGAGGCACUCCCGUCGGUGGAGCUGGCGGAGCUUCUCGUUUCGUACAUUUGCUGGGACAACAAUGUCCCCAUUCUAUGGAAGUUUCUAGAUAAAGCCUUGACUCUUAAGAUCGUUCCUCCCAUGCUUCUCCUCGCUCUCCUUUCUCUCAGGGUUCUUCCUUGUAGACAUGUCCAACCUGCAGCAUAUAGACUAUACUUGGAACUCCUCCGAAGACAUGCUUUUGAACUUAAAUCUCAGAUAAAGAGGCCUGAUUAUCAAAAGGUCAUGAAAUCUGUAGAUGAUGUUCUUCAUCUUUCCCAGAUAUUUGGCAUAUCACAAAGUGAGCCUGGCAUUCUGGUGGUUGAAUUUGUUUUUUCGAUUGUCUGGCAGUUGCUUGAUGCAUCGUUGGAUGAUGAAGGGUUGCUGGAACUUACUCCUGAAAAGAAGUCUAGAUGGGCCACGGUAUAUCAAGAUAUGGAACUGGAUGAGCAUGAUAGUUAUAAUGACAAAAGGAAUGAACAUUAUGAGAAGUUGCAAACUGUGAAUACUCUUAUGGCUGUUGAGAUGAUUGGUCAGUUUUUGCAGGAUAAAGUUUCUUCGAAGAUUCUUUACUUGGCUAGCCAAAAUUUGCCUGCACAUUGGUUAACUUUUGUUCAGAGGCUGCAGCUGCUGGCAUCAAAUUCAUUAAGUUUGAGAAAAUCAAGAACUUUAAUUCCUGAGGCACUUCUACAACUGACUUCAGAUACUCGUAUUUUCUUGCCUCGAGAAUGCAGAACAAGUUCACAACAAAAGUUUCAUGCAGUUAUGAAUUUCGAAUAUCUUUCUUCUUCAGCUUCACUCUGUCAUGGUGCAAGUCAUUCUGCUCUUUGGAUUCCUCUUGAUCUGGUGCUAGAAGAUGCUAUGGAUGGCUAUCAAGUUAGUGCAACAAGUGCAAUUGAAGUAAUUGGGGGUUUGAUAAAGACACUCCGAGCAGUAAACGGUACCUCAUGGCAUGAUACCUUUCUAGGCCUUUGGUUAGCAACUCUUCGUCUUGUUCAGAGGGAAAGAGAUCCUAUUGAGGGCCCAAUGCCUCAUCUUGAUACUCGAUUAUGCAUGCUCCUGUGUAUCAUACCUCUUGUUGUUGCUGAUCUCAUUGAGGAGGAGGAGGUGGAAGGGACACCAGUUGAUGAAACAGAUAGUGAACCUACAGAUCACUGGAAAGAUAAAAAGAUUCCAGGAAAGUGUCGGAAUGAUUUAGUCUCAAGUCUCCAAGUAUUAGGUGACUAUCAGAGCUUGCUCACACCGCCUAAAUCUGUUGUUUCCGCUGCAAAUCAAGCUGCUGCAAAAGCAAUGCUGUUUGUUUCUGGCAUCACAAUAGGGAGUGAAUAUUUUGACUGCCUCAGCAUGACAGAGAUGCCAAAUGACUGUGCUGGAAACAUGCGUCAUUUGAUAGUUGAGGCUUGUAUUGCCCGAAAUCUACUCGACACAUCUGCCUAUUUAUGGCCUGGUUAUGUGAAUGGAUGUAUCAAUCAAAUACCUCAGUGUAUCCCAGCUCAAGUACCUGGCUGGUCAUCAUUUAUGAAGGGAGCACCACUUACUUCAAUGAUGAUUAAUGCUCUGGUUUCAAGUCCUGCUACAAGCUUAGCAGAACUGGAGAAAAUAUUUGAAAUUGCGAUCGGGGGAUCAGAAGAUGAAAGGAUAUCUGCUGCUGCCAUUCUUUGUGGGGCAUCCCUGAUUCGGGGAUACAAUAUACAGGAGCACACUGUUCAUUUCAUUCUCAGGUUACUAUCUCCACCAGUUCCGGAAGAGAAUGUUGAAGGAAACAGCCAUCUGAUUGAAUAUGCUCCAAUACUCAAUGUACUCUUUGUUGGAAUUGCAUCUGUUGAUUGCGUUCAAAUAUUUUCACUUCAUGGCAUGGUUCCACAGCUUGCAUGUUCGUUGAUGCCUAUCUGUGAAGUUUUUGGGUCAUGUGUGCCUAAUAUCUCAUGGAGACUAACAUCUGGGGAAGAAAUAUCUGCCCAUGCUGUGUUUUCAAAUGCAUUUAUUCUUCUCUUGAAGCUUUGGAGAUUCAAUCAUCCUCCUAUCGAAUAUGGAAUUGGAGAUGUUCCCACCGUUGGUUCUCAACUAACUCCUGAAUACCUACUCUUAGUUCGAAACAACCAUCUAAUGUCAGCUGGCAAUGUCCACAAGAAUAGAAACAGGAGGAGGCUCUCAGAGAUAGCGAGUUUAUCAUCGCCUAAAUCUGUAUUUGUCGACUCGUUUCCAAAAUUGAAAGUCUGGUAUAGGCAGCAUCAAGCAUGCAUUGCUGCAACAUUGUCUGGUCUUGUUCAUGGGACCCCUUUUCAUCAGAUAGUUGAGGGGCUUCUCAACAUGAUGUUUAGAAAGAUUAACAGAGGAAACCAAAAUUCUAUUACAUCUGGAAGCAGUAGCUCUUCUGGGCCUGGAAGUGAAGAUACCUGGCCAAAGUUGCCUGCUUGGGAUAUUCUGGAAGCCAUUCCCUUUGUAGUUGAUGCUGCUCUCACAGCAUGUGAUCAUGGACGGUUAUCUCCGCGUGAGUUGGCAACAGGGCUUAAAGAUUUGGCUGAUUUUCUUCCUGCAUCUCUGGCUACCAUAAUAAGUUACUUCUCUGCUGAAGUAACUCGUGGUGUUUGGAAACCUGCAUUUAUGAAUGGAACUGAUUGGCCAAGCCCUGCUGCGAAUCUACUGAAUGUUGAGGAGCAGAUCAAGAAAAUUUUGGCUGCUACCGGUGUUGAUGUGCCUAGCCUUGCUUCAGGGGACAGCUCUCCUGCCACCCUUCCAUUGCCCUUGGCUGCCUUCACAAGCCUUACCAUUACCUACAAAGUCGACAGAACAUCGGAGCGCUUUCUUAAUUUGGCCGGCCAAACAUUGGAGUGUCUUGCUGCAGGUUGUCCAUGGCCUUGCAUGCCAAUUGUGGCUUCCUUGUGGACACAAAAGGCAAAACGUUGGACCGACUUCCUUAUCUUCUCGGCUUCUAGAACCGUCUUACUCCACAACAAUGAUGCCAUAGUCCAACUUCUUAAAAGCUGCUUCACAGCUACCCUUGGCAUGAGCAACUCUCCUAUCUCAUGCAGUGGCGGCGUUGGCGCCCUCCUUGGCCAUGGAUAUAAGUCACAUUUCUGUGGAGGGAUGUGUCCUGUUGCUCCUGGAAUCCUAUAUCUACGCGCAUAUCGGUCAAUCAGAGAUAUGGUUUUCUUGACAGAAGAAAUUGUUUCAAUCUUGAUGCACUCAGUGAGAGACAUUGCAUGUGGUACGCAGCGGAGGGGGCGGUUGGAAAAGCUGAAAGCAACCAAAGAUGGCAUGAAAUAUGGAAAGGUAUCGCUCGCUGCAUCAAUGUCUCGGGUGAAGCUUGCGGCUGCGCUUGGUGCUUCAUUUGUAUGGCUAUCAGGAGGGUUGAUGCUGGUUCAACUACUAAUAAAGGAAACUCUGCCUUCAUGGUUUAUAUCAGUUCACAGAACAAACCAACAAGAGAACUCCGAUGGAAUGGUUUCAAUGCUUGGUGGAUAUGCACUUGCAUACUUUGCAGUUCUAUGUGGAGCCUUUGCAUGGGGUGUUGAUUCGUCAUCAUCUGCUUCGAAGCGACGUCAGAAAGUCUUGGGAGUUCACAUGGAGUUUCUGGCCAGUGCACUUGAUGGUAAGAUAUCGCUUGGCUGCGAUUCGGCUACUUGGCGUGCCUAUGUGUCAGGCUUCGUGAGCUUGAUGGUUGGUUGCACUCCAAACUGGGUGCUGGAAGUUGAUGUAAGUGUGUUGAAGAGACUGAGCAAUGGGUUGAGGCAGUUGAAUGAGGAAGAGCUUGCUCUGUCUUUGUUGGGUGCUGGGGGUGUAGGGACAAUGGGGGCUGCAGCUGAACUCAUAAUUGAAAGUGGAAUGUGAGAAACCUUUUUCUCCAUCGUGAGGGCAUCAUCUUAGGGUAUUUGUACAUUAGUUUCAUGUUUAUAAAGUUGUGCAGCUCUGUAUUAACAGUUUUGUUUGAUUAGUUAUCAAUUGGAAAUUUUUAUGCUCAAUUUGCUCA